Molecule: messenger RNA, 423 nt
Organism: Penicillium canescens
Lineage: Eukaryota; Fungi; Ascomycota; Eurotiomycetes; Eurotiales; Aspergillaceae
Exons: 1
Coding region: 1-423 (140 amino acids)
Source: RefSeq, a predicted model, not a curated record
AUGCCUGAGGUCACAAGACAAACAUCAACAAAGGACGGCGGUGAUGAGCCCAGCGAUCACCCAAACGGCUUUGUUACUAUUCGCGAGAUCGAUGGUCAGCAUGUAAACAUGCGCAUUUAUAAUGACGGACGCGUAUCGGGAACCUUACCUGAUGGAAGCCGGCCAGUAUCUCGCAGCGGAACUCCUACCACACGGGGAGGGCACUCUACCGCGUUUAGUGGUGGCAGAAUGGGAGCGCUCCGCGGGACGUCAAUGAGAACAGGAUCUCGUAUGAAUAGCUCAAGGCAUCACCCUUAUGGCGGAAGACCGACCCCUCGCAGUGUCCCCGACAAUUUCGAUCCGACGAACAUGCCUCCUUCUGCUCCUUCUCAGACCUCUACUGCUAACCCAUCCACCCACAUCGUCACAGGUAGAAGGUCAUAA